CAGAGGCCUUACUCCAGCGAAUUUGUCUCUCACCGGUUGCUAUUAUUGUAUUAUAUACAUAGUAUUACACCUAGGAGUCGGACUGAUCCUCGUUGCCAACCCCGCCAUCGACUGGAUUCAAGCGCCAAAGAAGCGACGUUGCGACGGCUCCUAAGAGGUGGUUAUCGUUUGCACCGCAAACGGCAUCUUUCUGCAGGAAUAAACCAUUGUUGCAAUACCCCCGUUAUACCACCUAAAACAGCGUUGAGCGGCCCCCAAUCGACAGCUUCUUACCAUGAUCCCCUCUUGAUCCCGGCACGAUGCAAGCUGUGGAGGGUGUGCCAAUAGACCCUGGCAAAGCCCAGGUCGUCGAUAGGGUUCCCAAAGUUAUUAAGGAAAUCAAAUUCGGCGUUCUAGCGAGUCAAGAUAUCGUAAGCCAGGCUCUCGUCGAAGUCUCCGACAGAAAACUUUUUGACCUUGAUAAUGAUCGUGCUGUUGCUCGUCAUGGCCCGCUGGAUGGGCGCAUGGGCAUAUCGAGUAAAUCCGGCACUUGUGAGACCUGCGGAGGCGCUUUGCAGGAGUGCAACGGCCAUUUCGGUCAUGUCCGACUCGUUCUACCGGCUUUCCACGUAGGAUACUUCAAGCGAGUCAUCGGCAUACUACAGGAGAUUUGCAAGGAUUGCUCACGAAUCCUGUUGCCUGAAAAUGAGAGGCGUAUAUUUCUGAAAGAGAUGAGGAGACAGGGAAUCGAUAAUCUACGGCGCAUGCAAAUCAACAAGCGGAUUAAUGACCGGUGCCGGAAGACUCGAACGUGCUAUGUCUGCCAUGCCGUCAAUGGUGUCGUUAAAAAGGCGGGAACGAGCGCCCUGAAAAUCACACAUGAUAAGUUUCGUGCUUUCAACGCUUCUACUUCUGCCAAAAAGGUACCGCCUCCGAGCAAGCUGGUGUUCGACCGGUCCUUUGAAGAGGCCAAACGCUCGAACACGGAUAUCGAGAAACACUUUAAAAAGGUGCAGGAUGAUCUUAAUCCCCUCCGGGUGUUGAAACUAUUCCGCCGUAUCUCGGAUGAAGACUGCGAGUUACUCGGCUUGAACCCGGAGGAGGUGCGGCCGGAAAUGUUCCUUUGGCAAUAUAUUCCUGCUCCACCGGUGUCCAUUCGUCCGUCAGUGGGCCAAGAGGGUGCAAGUACCGAAGAUGACCUGACUGCGAAACUCGGGGACAUCGUUCAGAGCAAUAUCAAUCUGAAGAAUGCCAUAAAUAAGGGUGCACCUGUACAAACUAUUAUUGAAUGCUGGGAUUAUAUGCAGCUUCAAAUUGCGGUUUAUAUUAACAGUGAUGUGCCCGGUCUACAGAAGGCGGACUUUGGAAAGCCUAUCAGAGGCAUCUGCCAGCGUCUGAAGGGAAAGCAGGGCAGAUUUAGAGGCAAUCUCUCAGGGAAACGUGUUGAUUUCUCCGGCAGAACGGUCAUUUCUCCCGAUCCGAAUUUAAGAAUUGAUGAAGUUGCUGUACCGCAGCUUGUCGCGAUGAACAUGACAUAUCCCGAGAGAGUGACAAGAUACAAUAAAGAAAAGCUCCGCGAACGAGUUCGGAACGGGACGAAGAUCUGGCCUGGAGCAAACUACCUGUCCAAAAGAGGCACGACUUUCAAGGUCUUCUUGAAGUAUGGCAACCUUAACCUCAUGGCAGAUCAGUUAGAAGAGGGCGAUGUUGUUGAACGGCAUUUGGAGGAUGGCGAUAUCGUACUGUUUAAUCGACAACCCUCACUCCACAAACUCAGUAUUCUUUCUCACUUUGUCAAAGUGCGACCACACAGAACAUUCCGUCUGAACGAGUGUGUUUGCAAUCCUUAUAAUGCCGAUUUUGAUGGGGAUGAAAUGAACUUGCAUGUUCCCCAGACGGAGGAGGCCAGAGCUGAGGCAAUGGAACUGAUGGGGGUUAAGAACAAUUUAGCUACACCCAAGAACGGAGAGCCUAUCAUCGCCGCCAUCCAAGAUUUCAUCACCGCUGCAUACUUGCUGAGUAGCAAAGAUAAUUUUUAUGAUCGGGGAUCGUUCACUCAGACCUGUGGCUACAUGCUGCAACCGGGUACCAAAUUCGAUCUUCCUCCGCCAGCAGUGCUAAAACCGCAAAUGUUAUGGACCGGAAAGCAGGUGUUUAAUGUGCUGAUGCGUCCGAGUAAAGAGUCUCCUGUUCUUGUCAACCUAGACGCUGCAUGCAGAGAAUUCAGAGCACCCAAAGGGACCCCAAGAGAUCUUGAUCCCAACGACGGUUGGCUAUGUAUUCGAAAUUCCGAAAUAAUGUGUGGUGUCAUGGACAAAUCGACUAUCGGAUCUGGUAAAAAGGAUUCAGUGUUUUAUGUCAUGCUUCGUGACUUUGGACCGCAAGUAGCCGCAGAGGCUAUGAAUCGACUCUCAAGACUCUCCGCUCGGUGGUUUACAAACAUUGGGUUCUCCAUCGGUAUUACGGACGUUUAUCCGGGCGAUUCACUGCUUCAGGCAAAGAAGCAGCUCGUUGAAGAAGCUUAUGCGCAGUGUGACGCGCUGAUUCAGUUAUUCAAAGCCGGCAAGCUCGAAAAGGCUCCCGGGGGUGAUGAACAGCAGAACAUGGAGAGCCAGAUCUCUGGUAUUCUCAGUAAAGUUCGUCAACAAGCUGGUGAACAGUGUAUCGCGGAAUUAAGCAAAUGGAACUCUCCUCUCAUCAUGGCUACGUCUGGGUCGAAGGGUUCUACUAUCAACGUUGCGCAAAUGAUUGCCCUCGUGGGUCAGCAAAUUAUUGCAGGGCAACGUGUACAAGACGGCUUCCAGGAUCGAACCCUGCCGCAUUUUCCCAAGUACGCUCGUCAGCCACCUGCAAAGGGCUUCGUUCGAAACAGUUUCUUCUCCGGGUUAAUACCAUCUGAAUUCUUCUUUCACGCAAUCUCAGGACGCGAAGGUCUGAUUGAUACUGCGGUCAAGACUGCAGAAACGGGUUACAUGUCCCGUCGACUCAUGAAGUCGCUUGAGGAUUUGUCGAGCCGUUACGAUGACACCGUAAGAAAUUCCUCAUCGAACAUCGUUCAGUUUCAAUACGGUGAUGAUAAACUUGAUCCGGUUGACAUGGAAGGUAAAGCGAAACCGGUCCACUUUGACCGGACGUUUACGCACGCAGAAACUACCACGUACAGCAAAGAAGAUCGAGGUUUACUUCCGUCGGAGGUUAUAGACCUCUGUCGCCAAAUGCUUGCUCCUGAACGUGCCAAGCUUGACCGUUUUGAUUUACUCGGCAAUAGUCUCGAAUAUACUGACCGCAGUGAUCAUGGCAUUGAUCAACUCGAAAGUAACCGCGACUUCUUGCAGUCUAUUGAAGAUUACAUCCAAGCCAAGGCUGAUAGGCUUCAUUCUGUAACCGGAACUGAAGCAGACACGCUUGAAGGACAGAUGGCGUUAUCACACACGGUGAAGCUCUCCGCAAAGACGUUAACUACUUUUAUCACGUCGUGCCUCACCAAAUAUAAGAAGGCCCAGGUUGAACCCGGCCACGCUGUGGGUGCUGUCGGCGCACAGUCCAUUGGUGAACCCGGCACCCAAAUGACUUUGAAGACUUUCCAUUUUGCGGGUGUUGCUGGCAUGAGUAUAACACAAGGUGUUCCCCGUAUCAAGGAAAUCAUCAACGCUUCAAAGGAGAUCAGUACGCCGAUCAUCACUUGUGAGCUUGUCAAUAAGGAAGACGUGAGAGCUGCUCAAAUUGUCAAAGGCCGUGUCGAAAAGACCUUCAUCAAAGACAUUAUAUACUACAUAGAAGAAGCAUGGACGAGUUCGGUCGCAUACAUCAACAUCAAAAUCGACUUCUCCACCAUCCAAGCUCUCCAGCUAGAACUUACACUUCGUGACAUCCUCAACGCGAUCAAGAAGCAUAAACGCUUCAGAUCCGAUGAUUUGAAAUUCCGCUCCUUCGGAUCGCACAUUCACAUCUUUGUAGACCAAGCCACGACCAAAACCUCACUCACCAAAGCCGAACAAGCCGCCACCGGUUCAGAUCCUUAUAUCCGCCUCAAACACCUGAAACGCCUGCUGCCUACAAUCCAAGUUCUUGGUCACCCUCAAUGCUCGCGUGCGAUUAUCCGUACGGACGAAACCAACACCACUAACACCUUACUUGUUGAAGGUUACGGUCUCCGUGCCUGCAUGACUACCGACGGUAUUUUCGGUACCCGCACGCGAACCAAUAAUAUUAUGGAAACCAAGGACGUUUUAGGAAUCGAAGCGGCGCGCACCACUAUUGUUGAUGAAAUCAGCGAUGUGAUGAAGGACAUGGGCAUAGAUCCGCGUCACAUGCAGCUGCUCGCCGAUGUGAUGACUUACAAAGGUGAAGUUUUAGGAAUCACACGUUUCGGACUGGCUAAAAUGCGAGACUCUGUUCUACAAUUGGCAAGUUUUGAGAAAACUGCUGAUCAUCUCUUUGAUGCUGGUGGUGCGGGUAGGACCGAUCUGGUCGAGGGUGUGUCGGAGUGCAUUAUACUGGGAAAAAGUGUAUCAUUAGGAACAGGAGCGAUGGAGAUGGUUAGGGCGAUGAAUUUCUAUGAAGGCCAGAUUGGGAAGAAAAAAUCUGUCUUUGAAGAUGUCUGGAAAGACAUUAUCGAAGCACCAGCAAAGGCGAGGAGGAAGAAAAAGGUAUAA
Coccidioides immitis RS is the source of this 4634-nucleotide messenger RNA. RefSeq names its product DNA-directed RNA polymerase III largest subunit. The coding region runs from base 300 to 4634 and encodes 1444 amino acids. The record is from RefSeq and is a predicted model, not a curated record. Gene Ontology annotation, biological process: DNA-templated transcription. Gene Ontology annotation, molecular function: DNA-directed RNA polymerase activity; DNA binding. Lineage: Eukaryota; Fungi; Ascomycota; Eurotiomycetes; Onygenales; Onygenaceae. The transcript has 3 exons.